CUUUAGUGGAAAUGAAUUUAUAACAACUUGAUCUAUCCUCACUUUUGCUUUUAAAAAUAGAUCUGUAAUAAUUUUCUAGGGCAUUUAAUUAAAUGUACAUCUGUAGUAAGUGAGAAGCCCAACUGAAAAUGCAUCCUCUGAAAAUCUCUCAAGAAUCAUUGGAGACAACUGUGAGUGUAAUUCUUAGGGUUCCUGCACUCUUCCUGAUAGAAGUAUGGUUCCGCACCAAUCCACAUACAACCAUCCAGCUCCAUUCUGAUGAUGUUGAGCUUAUUGUCACUAUUGCUUACUAUAUGGCUCUAAUAAUAGCAGUGGCUAUUGCCACAUUGCCACUGAGACAUCUGGUGACCUUCUACAUCUACCUGGUCUGUGCUGGUCUCAUGGCCUGUGCCAGGCUGGUGUCUAAAACCUACGUGUCCAUUGAGAAGCUGGAAUACGAUGAGGAGCUGGACAUAGCAGAGAGAAGUAACAUAACUAUUGAGACGGGGUUGUCUGCCUUGCUGGAAGACCGCAAGCAGAUAGAGCGCCUGGUGUUGCACAUAUUUGCACAGGUUUUGAUUGCUGCCAUUGUAGCCUAUCUGAUGGAGAUUAAAAACUGGGUCAAGUUCACUCUGCUUGCCUUUGCUCUGCCUGUUGUUGCGAGGUUGAUGGGGUUUCCUGUUGCUGAGUUGCAUCUGGUUCAUGACUUUUCAACAAUCUACACGAUUCUCCUCAUCCUGUUUUGUAUAUUCAAUAAUCUUGGCAAUAUCAUAGACAUAUGUAAAGAAGGAAUCAGCAUGGCAGUUGCAUCCUUUAGAAUAUUUGGAAUUAUUCCUGUUGCCUUAUCCUUUUGGCGGACCAUGGCUUUACCCGUACAACUGCUGCUAUUUUGGGGGUUGAUGUUCCUUACCCAGAUAUACGUGUAUGUUUACUCAGACAACCUUGGCAUCUGGCAGGAGGGUUGGCUGGUUGUUCUUCUGGCCAGCAUGGGUGAGUGCUGUGCCACCCCCGUCAGCCUCCUGGCCUUGUGCGUCACAAUAACCUACGCAUCCUGCGCCGUCCUGUGUCUGACCAAACUUUACCUGCAGGGCCUGGACGCUUUUGAACACGACACCAUGAGGGGGUGGACGGAAGGUUUUACAAUGCUACUCAUAGCCGUGCAGACGGAUCUUCUAGAGCUGAAGCCAAUACAGAGAGCAUUCCUGAUGAGCAUUUUGUUAUUCAUCGUGGCUUCCUCACUCAUUCAGUCCAUGUACGAGAUAGUGGACCCUGUCCUGCUAGCACUCAGCGCCUCUCAUAACCCGAGCAUCUUCAAGCAUAUCAAAGCUGUGGCGUUGUGUACAGUGCUCUGGAUACUUCCGUUGUACAUGACAUAUUUUAUCUGCCAGUAUUUUGAGAUGGAUUUUUGGCUAAUGGUCAUAGUCUCCAGCUGUUUACUCACCUCCGUGCAGGUCAUAGGGUCCAUUGUCGUCUACCUGUUGUUCAUGUAUGAUUUCAUGCGCCCGGAACCCUGGGAGAAACUAGACGAUGUUGUCUACUGUGCCAGGGCUGUCACCAGAGUAAUGGAGUUCAUUGUUGCUGUCUUUGUGGUCUGCUUUGGCCUGAAGGAAUCCCUGAUUGGAGAAUGGAGCUGGAUCAACUCUAUCAUUCUCAUUGUUCAUUGUUACUUUAAUGUCUGGCAGAGGCUGCAGAGUGGAUGGAAGAGCUUCCUCCUGCGCUGGGAAGCCGCUAAAAAAGUGGAGUCGCUUCCGCUAGCAUCAGAGGAGCAGUUAUCCCGGCAUGAUGAUGUGUGUGCUAUCUGCUACAGUGACAUGAAGACGGCCUGCGUCACACCUUGCGAGCACCUCUUCCACUGCGUUUGUUUAAGGAAGUGGCUGUACGUGAAGGAGACCUGUCCCAUGUGCCACAGGGACCUGGCCAACAACCAGGUCAACCCCAGCUCCAAUGAGAACCCAGCACCAGCUGAUGAUGGUGGCGCCACCCAGCGCGGGGAGGGAGAGGCCAGGGAAGGUGAGCUGCACAAACAGGACAGCAGCGACAGCUCCAGUAGUUCCAGUGCCAGCCUUGAGGUGGACAGCUUUGAUGAGGAUUAUGAUGAUGCAGCACUGGCUGAGGCUGAUCAGUAAUUUCUUUCUCCCAACACAGAUAUUUCUCUUCUUUAGCAAUACAGGAAAAACUGCAUUUCAGUGACUUUUUUUUGUCUAAGUGCACAAAACUAUCUAGUCAUUUGCCUUGUGACAUUAAUUUUAACCUGUGCAAGCAUAAAUUAAGUUUUUAUCCAGGUUACGCUGAGAAAAAAACUAAAUACUUUUACCUCAUUAGAACUAGCACUGGCUAGGCUAAUUUAUAGCAUUGGACAGCAGAAAGUACAGGGGAGUUGUACUAUAAUCAAAACAUAAUCAACUGCUAUGCUUCACACUGACAAAAUGUUUCAUACCACAUAUUAUACCAGAAUUGUUUACUUUGCUUACAUCUUGUGUAGGCUAUAAGGAAUCUCUCAAAAAUGGGUGCCAUCUAUGUUCAAAGUAAGUUCUUUGAAAUCUUGCCAUAUCAAUUUAUAUGAGAAAUAGUUAAACAAGCUAUGAUUCUUUUUGUAACAGUUCAAAAACGUAUUAUAAAAACAAAAACACCACAGAUAAUAAUGUAAUAAAAGAAGAUAACACGGACCAUUCCUUGUGUAAAACUUUAAAACGAAUUUAUCAUCUUCUGUUUUCAUCUUGUUGCAUUUUUGUUCUUUUUAGCCUUUUUUUUUUUAAUUGAAGAAUAGUUUUUCAUUGACGCUUGUUUAAGUCAAACUUAAAUACUGAAAAAGGUCAGUUAUUUAAAAAUUCAACAAUGUAAUUGGCUACAUGAUUUCUUUGACAAUACUAUGACUCAGUUAUAUUAAGUGUGGUUUCACUAAAAUUUAGUGUAUGUGAUUAUUUUAGCAAACCAUGUGGUGCACGUAUUUAGGUUGUAUGAGCCAAGUAUAAUCCUGUGAUAAUUGUUGAAUGGUACCUGCCAUAAUUUUAAUUAGCCAUGAAGAUUAGUGUUAUGGAUCGAAUAGAUCAACCAAGAGAAUCAGAGAACUGUUUGAAAAUUGGUCUCUACUAGGCUCAACAACUCCAACCAACAGCACUAGCUUUAAAAGAUGUAUUGUCAUUUUUAAGAAGGAGGCCUAUACAUUCUGCAUUUUUUAAUUUAUUUUUCUUUGAUUUUGUUGUUGUAAGUAUUCUAAUUUUUUAUGUUUUUUUUUUAAAUUACCAAUUUUUUUUAAAUUUUUCAUACAUAAAUUGAACUGUGCAUAUUAUCAAGCUUGAACUAUGUGAUCCAGGUUGUUUAUUUUGACUUCUUUAUGUUAGUCUAAGACCUCUUCUCAUCUACCCAUGUAUUAAAAUGUCAGACAUUUUUUAUGAUAUAGUGUAACAU
Molecule: messenger RNA, 3387 nt
Organism: Physella acuta
Lineage: Eukaryota; Metazoa; Mollusca; Gastropoda; Physidae
Product: RING finger protein 145
Biological process (GO): ERAD pathway; proteasome-mediated ubiquitin-dependent protein catabolic process
Cellular component (GO): endomembrane system
Molecular function (GO): ubiquitin protein ligase activity
Source: RefSeq, a predicted model, not a curated record